AUGACUCCCUCAGAAGCACCCGAGGAAGCCACGGCCCUGUCCGAAAGCACAUACGAAUUCAUCAAUACGGAUGACGAGAGCCAGGAUGGUCGUGGCACCGAGGCCGAGUCUCUGAGCUCUUUCGACUACGCCCGGCCCGAUGAUGUUCAUAGCCUCGCUGGCACUGAGCAAACAGAAGACAUGGCAAACCAUUCCGAUACGGAUUCGCAGGACUCAGAGGAUGCUGCGCAGGACAGGUCUCGAGCGUCGUCUAUUCAAUACGCAGAGCAGAGCCUCCUCAACCCAUCUUCCCGCGUCGCCACACCGCCCUUGGGAGUCGACAGCUCUAUGGAUAUCAGCCAGCAUACCCCACUGGUCCAGUCCAUCGAAUUUGACGAGACGCAAGACCCAGUCUACUUCAAGCAGGUGUCAGUCAAACAUACCAUUCACAGCUUUACCGAGGAGCAGUCAAACUCCAUCGCCAAGACUCUCAACUUCACAGACCAGAAUAAGCGUCUCAUUGCAGCAGUUCGUCAGACCAUGGCGUCACACUGUCUGGCGACGAAGGAACCUCUCCGAAUCAUGUACACGGGCAGCCAUGCAGCCAGACAUGAUAUCAUAUACAAGAUUUCCUCGGCUUUCACGGCGUCGGCGUCGGCGGAUGGGUGCGGCAUCAGUGAAGAUGCUGUUAUCUACAACGUCGUGCCUAUUUCAUCUCUUGGCUCUCCCAAGGUCCCCGAAGUCGAGUUGAUGAAGACUUCCCAAUACCAAAUCAAGGUCGAAAACUGCACGGCUGCGAAGGAGGUUGUCUACCAAGGUGAACGCUUCCUGGGCGAGACGGUAUAUCACAUCACCUUGGACGGCGAUCGGACUUUCCAGUCCGCUUUUGCUCCCAGCGGUUCUAUCAUCGAGCCCUCCUGGACAUUGCCCCAUGUCGCCAUCUUCUACGUCACAGAGAAUGACGAUAACGCUGCCCAGGAAACGCGCAGUGCUGCUUGGCACUUCAUGCAGCGACAUGCUGUGCCUUGCAUCUUUAUCUCCAACAACGAAGUCUUCCACCAACCUACUGCAAUGUGGGAUGAUGUGAUCAACCAGCAUGCCAUCCACAUCUGUGUGGAGUCGUCUGAUCGGGCCACGCCUUCUAUUAGGUUCCCAAUCGACCUGACCUCAUUCCUCAAUAUCGAUGCGCGCCAGAUGAACCGUAACUUGGCGUACCUCACUGGCUUAUAUGAUCAUGCGGAUGGGAAGAAGAGCAAGUGCGGCUCUACUCGCAUGAGCAAGACUUUGCGUCAUGCCUGGCAUCGCACUGUCGAAGCCAUCGAAGAUAUCGACCUGUGGGUCAUGGGCCAAACCGCAUUUCUCAUGUUGAGCGUCAUCGCCACUGCACUGCUUUCCAACUACUUCUUAGCAGGAGGUUCAAACACACCAGCACUUUCCACAGUCUCUUCUACCACAGCCAGUUCACUGUCACCCUUGACCUCGACAAUUCUGUCGACUUCGACUUCGACAAUCAAACUAUCAGCCACAACGAUCCGGGUGGCACAAAAGGCGUCGGCGACUAGCAACACGGCCGUUGCACCGUUCGCAGAGCUUGCCGACUUCAUUGCAGAUAAAUUUCCCGACAAAACCUACGUCUGCGCGGCGGAGAAGGUCAGCCGCAACGAGAUUCUGAUCAAGAUUCCCUCCGGCACGAAAACCUCGUGGCUUGCCAAGGAUUCGAUCACCAUUGAUGUCCUCAAGGGCGAGAGGCCGAUUAAGACUAGAUUCUCUUCGACUGACGAGGGAAUCUUGAUUGAGAUUCCAAAGUCAGAAGCCCAUGGUAUUCUCACCAUUGCCGUCAACACGACCCGGAAGCCCAAGGUCAACGAGACCUUUGAGGUCGAUUUUGGAAAGACCAUCCUCGAGCGUUAUCUUGGAUAUGGCAAGGCUGUUGCUUCCCAUGUCCUUGAUACAGCAAACAGUGUCGCACAUCAGGCAGAGGAACGAGCCUUCAAUCUCUCAAGCUUCAACUUCUUGAGCUUGGACUCCGUCGUAGCGGACGCCAGAGGAUUGUCUACCCGCAUCACCGCGAAGGCUGCGAACACUGCGAAUGCCCUCGUCAAGGGAUCUACAGAACUCUCUGAGAACAUCCAAAGCUUGACAACGUCGCAUCGGUUGCAAGAGUUCAAGGACCGAGCGAACAUUGUCUUCACGAAGGCACAACUUCAAUCUCGCCUACUAGCGUUGAAGGUCCUGCAAAAGACGGAAGAACACAAGAUCUACCUGGACAAGGCCAAGAAGCACAUGGAACAGCUGAGGUCAACGGCGUCCGAGUUUACCAAGCAACGCCUGGACAAGGAGAAGAAGGAGAUGCGUGCUCGUCGGAAGAGAGAGCGCCUAGCGGCUAGAUGCCAAACGGGCACCGGCUUUUCUAGAUGGACGCAGCAGUGCAGACAGCAAGGUUGA
This is a messenger RNA of Colletotrichum godetiae, 2424 nucleotides long. RefSeq lists its product as uncharacterized. The transcript has a single exon. The record is from RefSeq and is a predicted model, not a curated record. The coding region runs from base 1 to 2424 and encodes 807 amino acids. Lineage: Eukaryota; Fungi; Ascomycota; Sordariomycetes; Glomerellales; Glomerellaceae.